CUUUGCCCUUUUAUUAUACGAACUUAUGUGGACUUCGGCCCUUUCUUACAUCCAAAAUCUUCUCAGUAGGAGCAAAACUUACAAGGAAUUUAUUCAGCCCAGCUGCAUCCUGUUUUGUUGUUAUAAAUAGUAGAAGAACGUUAAAGUCGAGAGAGAAAGUUUGUUUAUACAAACAAAUAUAUCCUAUUUUUCUGCUUGUUCAAAGGAGGCACGCCCACUUAAAGUUUAGUGUCACAUUUCCAAGAUGGCUACGGAAGGAACGGAAAGAACCGGACUUGUCGCGGAGGGGGAGAACUUUACUCUGGAUGGGAAACCUGUACAGAUACUUAGCGGAGCGAUCCACUAUUUCAGGGUCCCCAGAGAAUACUGGCGUGACAGGAUGCUGAAGUUGAAAGCCUGCGGACUCAACACUCUUGAAACCUACGUGUGCUGGAACCUUCACGAGCCAGAAAAGGGCAAGUUUGACUUCACAGGCAUGCUGGACAUUGCGGCCUACCUGCGGGAAGCAGCAAACCUUGGUCUAUGGGUCAUCUUUCGUCCUGGGCCGUACAUAUGUGCUGAAUGGGACUAUGGGGGUUUGCCAAGCUGGUUGCUAAGAGACCCAAACAUGCAGGUCCGCACUACCUACCAACCCUACAUGGAGGCAGUGGAACGGUUCUUCGAUGCCCUCUUACCUAUCGUCAAACCAUUCCAGUACAAGGAAGGCGGGCCAAUCAUCGCCAUGCAGGUGGAGAACGAGUACGGUUCCUACGCUAGAGAUGACAAAUAUCUGACUGCAGUAAAACAGGCUAUCCAGAAAAGAGGUAUCGAAGAACUACUACUGACUUCUGAUGGAGGACAGAUUGAAAGAUUGGAGAGGGGUUGCAUUCCAGGGGUGCUGAUGACUGCAAACUUUAACUUCAACCCAAAGAAACAGCUGGGUGCUCUUAAGAAGCUACAGCCCAACCGGCCGCAGAUGGUGAUGGAGUUCUGGUCAGGCUGGUUUGACCACUGGGGCAGAGACCACCACAAACUGCACGUGGAGAAGUUUGAACAGCUGUUAGGGGACAUUCUCAGAUUCCCAUCCUCUGUCAACUUCUACAUGUUUCAUGGAGGAACUAACUUUGGCUUCAUGAACGGGGCCAAUUACAUCAACGGGUACAAACCGGAUGUCACCAGUUAUGAUUAUGAUGCUCCACUGUCAGAGGCAGGAGACCCAACACCAAAGUACUACAAAACAAGGGAACUCCUGAAAACCCUGGCAAUGAAGGGAGCAGUUCCAAGUGAAUUGCCUGAAGUGCCACCUGCCACAGAGAAGAGCAGCUAUGGACCAUUUCCUGUUGAAAAAUACAUCACAUUUGAAGAUGCCUUAAAGGUGCUUGGCGAGCCAAUCAAGAGUGAGACAGUGAUGUCCAUGGAGAUGCUCCCCAUUAACAAUGACAAUGGACAGUCCUACGGGUACAUCCUGUACAGACACAAACUGUCCGAGACUCCUGCCAUGGACUCAGUCACACUCAAGUGUGAUGUCAGGGACAGAGCACAGAUAUUUGUGAAUGGUAAGGAGUCAGGUAUGCUGAACUGGAGAGUUGGGGAGAUUGCUAUGUCAGGGUUGAAGGAGAAUGACAUUCUGGACAUCUUAGUUGAGAACCAGGGCAGGGUGAACUUUGCACAGACCAUGGAUGGAGUCAAGAAGUUUGUGUUGGAAAGUGUUGCUGGAGUGAACAGGGGAGAUGCUCUGUUGGACCAAAGGAAAGGCCUUGUGGGAGAAGUAUUGCUGAACACCACCCCGCUGAAGACCUGGGAAAUCUUCCCUCUAGAGCUCAAGCCAGAAUUUCAAACAAGGUUGGUUGAGUCUCCAGAUUGGCAGGAACAGACUGAUGCAGCAGAAGUACCCUUCCCAGCAUUCCAUCUGGUCAACUUCAACAUUCCUGAAGAACCAAAGGACACAUUCCUGGACAUGAAGAAGGGUUGGGGGAAGGGUGUGGCCAUCUUGAAUGGUUUUAACCUGGGAAGGUACUGGCACAUCGGACCUCAGGAGACGUUAUAUGUCCCUGCACCAUUCCUCAAGAAGGGAGACAAUCAGCUGUUGCUGUUUGAGCAGCACAUUCCCUUCAAGGAAGUGGUCUUCACGGACACACCUCGGCUUGGGAAGGAGAAGGAAGUGUCUUGUGUUCCUCUUUAGAAGAAAUCAUAGAAGUAGGAGUUAAGCUGCUGUCAUGAUUACUGAUAGCACUGACCAUGCAAUGUCUCCUGACUUUUUUUUAUGGCUGGGAGUUAGUUUUGAGCAAUGUCAUCUAUGGUUGGCAUUUGUAGGCAAGGUUGCCUACUAGUCUUUAGAAAGUCAUCAGUGCUAAGCUAGACAGGUGUCGAUUUUGACAAAUUAAUCUCAGAAAAGAAUGUUUUUCUUAGAUAUGUUGACAGAGUAUGUCACUUGAAGACAGAAGGAAAAUGUCCAGACUUUGCAUGAUGUACAAAAUGAACAAUGAAUGGUGGACGUACCAACUGAUAAGUAUCUAACACCAGCUCAAAAAAGAACUAGAAACCGUUAUGCGUACCAAAGUUACCAACAUGUAAGAUUGAUGUGUUCAAAAAUUUUUCCUAGAACUAACAUACUGAGAGUGGAAUUUGUUAGUAGGGCAUCUUCUCUGGAUGGUUUUAAAGAACACUUGCAGAUUAUUGUGCAAAAGCUAACGUGGUGACCAGCUGUUGCAGCAAAGCUGGUGUGUUACGCCAAAGGGCAGUUAUAUCGGCUAUAUAGAUACAGAUACAGUGGUCAAUGAACUAGAGCUAGAAUAGGAUAGAUCCAGGCUACUCCCAACUCUGCACUGAUCCUUGUUCAGUUAUUACUGUAGUGACCAGGAGCAAAGUUGUGAAAAGGUCCUUACCCAGACCCUAAAUAUUUUUAAAAAGUGUCCCAGUAUAUAUAUAUAAUAUCUACUGUAAUAGUAUGACUGAGCUUUUUGAGGGUGUUCAUAGCUUCUCCUAGUUUACCCUGCUACUACUAUGUGCUUCAUAUACAAUUUUAGGCAAGUUUCUCUUCUAUAUAAUAUAAGGAAUUUGGCGUUGAGCCCAGCAUAAGACAAAUGCUGAAGGAAAUCAUUUUACUAUUUUCUACACAUAAUCAUCAGUGAAAUAUUCUUUACAAACAACUGCAGCCAUUUUGCAAUUUAGAAGCCUUAAAGAUGUGAAACUUUAAUUGUGAAAUAUUAUAGUAGCUGAAUGCUGCAAAAUUAUAUAUAGUGUAGAAGUAGAAACAAAUUUAUCAAUAUUUUCAAG
Branchiostoma floridae (Florida lancelet) is the source of this 3255-nucleotide messenger RNA. Its product is annotated as beta-galactosidase-1-like protein 2. Gene Ontology annotation, biological process: carbohydrate metabolic process. Gene Ontology annotation, cellular component: vacuole. Lineage: Eukaryota; Metazoa; Chordata; Leptocardii; Amphioxiformes; Branchiostomatidae. Bases 245 to 2161 code for a protein of 638 amino acids. Gene Ontology annotation, molecular function: beta-galactosidase activity. The record is from RefSeq and is a predicted model, not a curated record. The transcript is spliced from 20 exons.